Molecule: messenger RNA, 1875 nt
Organism: Cladophialophora psammophila CBS 110553
Lineage: Eukaryota; Fungi; Ascomycota; Eurotiomycetes; Chaetothyriales; Herpotrichiellaceae
Exons: 4
Coding region: 1-1875 (624 amino acids)
Biological process (GO): transmembrane transport; nucleobase transport
Cellular component (GO): plasma membrane
Molecular function (GO): nucleobase transmembrane transporter activity
Source: RefSeq, a predicted model, not a curated record
AUGUCGAAAUACGUGACAGAAACAAAGAAAUAUAUCCCCAGUGGGGCGACUGUCAAGGCCAGGGCGACCACUCUCAGCGUAUGGGAACUCCCUAAGCAAGAUUCCGCUCUUGCUCCCAAGGAUGUAUGGACCAAUGCGGACAUGGACCCGGUCCCCCCAAAGUACCAAACCUGGACUUUGUGGACUUGGAUGGCAUACUGGGCAACUGACACCAUCAAUCUGGGUACCUGGGAAACCGCUUCUUCUGUGAUUGCCGUGGGUCUAAACUGGCGCGACGCAAUUCCCAUCAUGGUUGUCGGUACGAGCUGCGUGGCUGUGCCUAUGGUCCUCAACGGUGCCAUCGGCGCCAAAUUGCACAUUCCAUUCUCAGUCAUUGUCAGAUCCAGCUUCGGUUACUACUUUGGUUACUUCUGUAUCGUCUCUCGAGCCAUCUUGGCCAUGUUCUGGCUUGGUAUCCAAGGUGCCAACGGCGCACAGUGUAUUACUCUCAUGUUAACCGCCAUCUGGCCAUCGUACGCACACAUCAAGAACCACCUCCCCAGUGAUGCCGGUAUUACGACGCAGGGAAUGAUCAGCUAUUUCCUCUUCUGGAUAAUCCAGCUUCCACUAUUGCUGAUUCCUCCGACGAGGCUUCGCUAUCUUUUCAUAGUCAAGCUGAUCGCUGCACCAAUCACCGCAUUGGCUACUCUCGGUUGGAUUGUUCACAAAGCUGGAGGCGGUGGCGCCAUCUUCUCCUUGCCCGAGACAGUUCACGGCAGCCAGCGCGCCUGGCUCUGGUUGUCAUGCAUGUCCUCGGUCACAGGGUCUUGGGCCACACUGGCUUGUAACAUCCCUGACUUCAGUCGUUAUGCGAAGACCUCACGCGGUCAGUAUAUUCAGCUACCUUUCCUUCCGGCAAUCUUUACAGUUUGUGGUGUGAUGGGUAUUGUCACCACGUCUGCAUCCAAAGUUCUUUACGGAGAGUUUCUUUGGAACCCGUUGGAUAUUAUCGCCCAUUGGUUGGACAACCCUGGCGGUCGUGCCGCUGCAUUCUUCGCCGCGCUCUCGUGGUACGUUGCCCAAGUUGGCACAAACAUCACCGCAAACAGCAUUUCCGCCGCAAAUGAUCUGACAGUUCUAUGUCCCAAAUACAUCAACAUCAAGCGUGGUUGCGUCAUUGCCGCUAUUAUUGGUGGUUGGGUCAUCGUCCCAUGGAAGAUCCUUAGCUCUGCAACGACCUUUUUGGCCUUUAUGGGCGGCUAUGCCGUCUUCCUCGCUCCCAUGGCCGGUAUCAUCGCCUCCGACUAUUGGAUCGUCAAACGACAACACGUGGAUGUGCCUGCCCUGUACGAUCCUCGCGGUCGAUACAGGUACAAUAUAUAUGGCAUCAACUGGAGGGCGAUGCUCGCUUUUCUUCUCGCCAUCGGCCCCUGCAUGCCCGGUCUGGCAUGGAGCAUUAACUCCAAAUCUAGAAUCACGACGGGUGCACAACACCUGUAUUCUUUUGAUUGGCUCUAUGGCUUUGUAGUCAGCAUCUUCGUCUACUCCGUUACCAGCUACAUUUGGAAGCCGACUGAUCAAAUCGUGCCACACACGGUGUACGGCAUCCCCCAAAACCCGGAUGACGAAGAGGCAUACGAAGAAGCGUAUGACGAGAAGGUGCUCAGGCGGGACAGUCUGGUGGGAAACCCCAAAAGUUUCGCCAAUGUAGGUGGGAUUGACAGCAUGGGCAGUGCUCUCCAUUUUAGGAAGUCUGUUGAUGAAACUGCCAGGGAGAGUAUCGAGGUGAGACGAGCAAGUAAGGCGAGUCAAGGUGGUCAAGGGCCGCACCACCCGGGUACGGUUCCGGAACAUCUCAAGGGUGUUGAUCAGGAGGUGCUGAAUGAGAAGGUCUAG